Molecule: messenger RNA, 161 nt
Organism: Funneliformis geosporum
Lineage: Eukaryota; Fungi; Glomeromycota; Glomeromycetes; Glomerales; Glomeraceae
Source: the annotation of a GenBank genome assembly
AAAUGCCAACAUGGGUCAAGUAUAAUAAAACCCUUACAGCUAUAGAAAUAUAUAAGGAGAGAUAUGUAAGACUAUUACCCAAUGAAGGUGAUAUUUAUAUAGGGUCACCUUGGGAAACUGGAAAAACGUACAUUCUUGAACAUCUUACUAUUUCUGAUGUU